Molecule: messenger RNA, 1216 nt
Organism: Amaranthus tricolor (Joseph's coat)
Lineage: Eukaryota; Viridiplantae; Streptophyta; Magnoliopsida; Caryophyllales; Amaranthaceae
Product: truncated transcription factor CAULIFLOWER A
Exons: 8
Coding region: 217-912 (231 amino acids)
Biological process (GO): positive regulation of transcription by RNA polymerase II
Cellular component (GO): nucleus
Molecular function (GO): DNA-binding transcription factor activity, RNA polymerase II-specific; protein dimerization activity; RNA polymerase II cis-regulatory region sequence-specific DNA binding
Source: RefSeq, a predicted model, not a curated record
AAAGUAAGCAUGCUGAAUUAGGCUACCGAAGGAAAGAAUACAUUAUAUAGCGGGUCCCUUUCAACAAUGAAACCUUACAAAAUCGACAGCACAACAAUCUAAAACCACUAUCCAACAUAAAAAAUACCAUUUACCCUCCUCCCAUUAUUAUCAAAUACCCUAAUAUUCUCAAUCUUUGUUUAGGUUAUUAGCUUAAAUAAAUAAAAUUAAUUAAGAAUGGGGAGAGGAAGGGUUCAACUGAAAAGAAUAGAAAACAAGAUCAACAGACAAGUAACCUUCUCCAAACGUCGAAGUGGACUUGUGAAGAAAGCUCAUGAGAUCUCAGUUCUUUGUGAUGCUGAAGUUGCUCUCAUUAUUUUCUCUCAUCGAGGAAAACUCUUUGAAUAUUCUUCUGAUUCUUCUAUGGAGAAGAUCCUUGAGAGGUACGAGAGGUAUUCUUUUGCAGAGAGAAGGCUAACUUCAAAUGAUCCAGACUUACAGGUAAACUGGACCUUUGACUUUGCCAAACUGAAGGCUAAGCUUGAUCUUCUACAAAGGAAUCACAGGCACUACUUGGGACAAGAUUUGGAAUCACUCAACAUGAAAGAAAUUCAAAGUUUAGAACAACAACUUGAUAGUGCUCUUAAAAAUAUUCGAUCAAGGAAGAACCAAUUGAUGCAUGAAUCCAUCUCUGAUCUCCAGAAGAAGGAGAGGGCAAUGCAGGAGCAAAACAACGUGCUGACAAAGAAGAUUAAGGAAAGAGGAAAAGAUAUGGCGCAAGUGCAACAACUACAAUGGCACCAUCACCAAGCUGGGCAGUCCCAAAAUCAUCAACAAGGUCCUGAUGCUUCUUCAAAUUUCCUCCUACCUCCACUUCCUUGUUUAAACAUGGGAUUUGAUGAAGCAGUAACACAUAUCAUGAAGGAGAGCUAAGUGGGGAUGUAAGAAGGAAUGGUCUUGACCUCACACUUGAACCUAUUUACUAUGCUAACAUGGGAUGUUUUCGACAUGACUAAAUCAUCAUUUUUACUUCAAGGUAUGUAAGAGAAGCUUUUUAAUUUGUGAUUUGUAUGAUAAUCCUUAUUAUCUUAAGUGGUCAAGACUUAGAAACACCUUUAGACCUUUUGUAUUUUGACAUGUGUUUUAACUUGUAUCUAUGUUUUACCUACUCUUUGUGUAAGACUCAAAUUGAACUAUUAUGCUUGUAUGAUAUUCAACUUAUAUUUCAUGUCAAGGG